AUUUGUUUCCACAUUUUGUGCGGGUUGACGGUGUUUCGAGUCUAGCUCCUACCCUCUCUUUGGCUCUUAUUAUGUUUCUUGUCGUAUCGGCAUCGCGGCUCCAUUCUGCCUAUCCCGCCGAGCCGGUCUGAGCACAACAGGCCACCUAGAUAUCCUUUACAUUGUCCACACUGCGAUCGAUUUGCGCCUGAUUCAAGAUGGCUACCCCGUUAGAUGUCUCAAUGCAGGAUCUUACGGGCUCUUGGACACUGAGUAAAACUCUUUCCGACCCGUUUGACCGAGUCUUCGCCAUCCAGGGCAUUCCAUGGAUACUUCGAAAGGUUGUCAGCAUCGCCACGUUGUCAUUGAAGGCGACCCAGCAGGUUGACGAAUCCGGAACAAAGACACUGGUCUUCACCCAGGCCGCGUCCAUCGCCAUCGCUGGGCUCAGCGAGGAGAAUGAAGUGCGCGUGCUGGAUUGGCGAGAGGAAUUCCAUUCGUCGGCUCUGUUCGGCACCAGCUCUCACCGGUCCCGCCUGGUAAAUCUAUCGGCUGCUACCGGCCACGACGGGAAGCCCUUGCACUCGUUCCUGAGCCAAGGCUUUCUAGACGAAGGGGAACCCGGAGGUGACAACAACUUGUAUGAUCUUGUCGUCCAUCAGACCAACGGCUGGGUCAUGGAACAGAUAUGGGGAUUUGGUAUGUUGAACGAUGAGAGAUGGCUUAUGAGAACCAUGGUCGUCAGGAAAGGCAACGAGGUGGCCACUGCCAGAGCCAUUUAUGACUGGAAGGGAAAAGAGGAUGGCCAAUAACGAG
Molecule: messenger RNA, 795 nt
Organism: Phialemonium atrogriseum
Lineage: Eukaryota; Fungi; Ascomycota; Sordariomycetes; Cephalothecales; Cephalothecaceae
Exons: 2
Coding region: 198-791 (197 amino acids)
Source: RefSeq, a predicted model, not a curated record